CACUCUUUUUUGAACAUGCUUAGACCUAUAAAGCAUAAGGGCGCGCUAAUUAACUGCGGCUAAACUUUGUAAUGAACUUGCUUCUAGAGAAAAUGUGACGUUGUUUCGGAAGGAUUCAUUUGCUCAGAUAGUUGCAGCAUCGUUGGAUUGGCCGACUACAGCUCAGUGGGCAUUCUGGCAUUUGGUGCAUGCCGAAGGAAUACCAGGCGAGUGGUUGAUUCAGCUUCUUCCAAAGCUGAAGUCGUCACAGCAUGCUGAGGCUGCAGCUAAUGUGCUUUUGAUGCUGAAGCGAGCAGACCGUGAUCCUAAUAUGAAUAUGUUACGAGCGCUGUUCUCGCGAGCACCGUCAACUGACGAUACAUUCACCGUUGAUUGCAUUAAGAUUCUCAUCGAAGACCCAUCUACCUGCAAGCGAGUAUCCGAUAAUAUCGGAAACUUGCUGAAGAAACAAAUGGCUGCUGGGGAUCUGCACAUGGGUGGAAGCACCAAAGGUUCAUCUAAAAAGAGUCCGCAGAAAUUAUCAAUGGAGCAGGUGUUGGCACAUCUGGAGCAGUUUACUCAGUUAUGCCUUAUGAAAGAAACGAAGUCGGCUGAACAAGUUUUCUCCAACGCUACAGUGCUGGAGGCAUUUAGCGAAGCCGAGAAGUUGGUGGCAUCCUUCUUUUUCCACUGUUUAAACAUUUUUCAAAGAUUUACCCUUAUUUUUGAUAUUUUAUCUUGA
Strongylus vulgaris is the source of this 721-nucleotide messenger RNA. Lineage: Eukaryota; Metazoa; Nematoda; Chromadorea; Rhabditida; Strongylidae. The record is from the annotation of a GenBank genome assembly.